Molecule: messenger RNA, 471 nt
Organism: Staurois parvus
Lineage: Eukaryota; Metazoa; Chordata; Amphibia; Anura; Ranidae
Source: the annotation of a GenBank genome assembly
AUGUCCCUGUGCCGGCUGCUGAGGACCCAGGUCUGCCCCCCGCUGGUGCGUUUUGCCUCUCAGACCCCAUUCUGUAUACAGCGGCUGGAUCACCUGGUUCUGACGGUCCACAACAUGGAGAAGACGGCCACCUUCUACACCCGGGUGCUGGGCAUGGAGCUGAUCACCUUCAAGGGGAACCGGAAGGCUCUGAGUUUCGGCAUGCAGAAGAUAAACCUCCAUGAAGUCGGGAAGGAGUUCGAGCCCAAGGCCCAUCGCCCGUCGCCAGGAUCAGCUGACCUCUGUCUGAUCACAGAGACGCCGCUCAGCACCGUCCUACAGCACCUGCAGGUCUGCGGGGUCCCCAUAGAAGAAGGGCCCGUGUCCCGCACAGGAGCGAUGGGGGAGAUCAGCUCCGUCUAUUUCCGGGACCCGGAUCACAACCUAAUAGAAGUAUCAAACUACGUAGAGGAACCCAAUGCCAAAUCCUGA